AUGAGUCUCGCCGUCCCGGAUUCAGCGCCGGGAGCGCUCGACAAGAUCGACAAGAUCACCAGCGCCGACGAUAUCACCGCCGUGCCCAACAAGGAACGCGACCUUCCAGAUGCAGGCUUGAGGAGUUUAGACCACUACAAGAAAGCGCUCCCACAUUGGCGUUAUGCGAUCCGGCAGUUCCUCCUCCCUAUUGUGCGAUGGGAGACACCCUACCUAGCAUAUUUCCAGGGGGCGGUUCGGACCCCCUUCCUCGAUAGCUACUUUGCGAUCUCGGCGAACCUCGGCACCCAUACUUUCUACAUGGUUGGCCUUCCAUUGCUGUUCUGGUGCGGUUAUGCGUCGUACGGAAAGGCGCUCGUCCACGUCCUCGCCUCGGGCGUCUUCUUCACUGGUUUCGUCAAGGAUAUGCUCUCGCUCCCCGACCCCUAUCUCCCCGCUACACCGAAUCACUAUGACGGGUUAUGCCGCUCUCGAGUACGGCUUCCCGUCAACGCACAGCGCCAAUGCUGUUCCGGCCUCGAGUUUCUCUCCUACUUUUACGCGUUUUCCAUCAUCAUUGGCCGACUCUACUGUGGUAUGCAUGGCUUCUUGGACGUCAUCUUUGGAUCGGUUCUUGGCCUCAUCAUCGGCGUGGCCGAAUUUUACUAUGGCCCCGCCUUGGACCUGUACAUGUACAACACCGCCUGGCUUGGCCCGGUACUGGCGACCUUGGUCAUUGUUAUCCUCGUAAGAGUACACCCAGAACCUGCCGACGAUUGCCCUUGCUUUGACGAUAGCGUCGCCUUUGCCGGUGUCGUCAUCGGCGUCGAGUGCGGUUCCUGGACCUAUGGCCGCACGGCCUGGGAUCCCUUCAUCGGCCAUGCCCAUGGUCUGCAGUCCAUGGACGUUUCAAAACUAGCCUGGCCCGUCCUGGUAGCCCGCCUUGUUCUCGGUGUCGCCAUCAUCUUCGCCUGGCGGGAAGUUACCAAGCCUGCCCUGCUCAAGAGCCUCCCGCACAUCUUCCGCUUUUUCACGCGGGCGGGUCUCAUCCUCCCACGACGCUUCUUCAACCCGGCAUCCCAGUACAAGACCGUGCCGCCCAAGUUGCGUCUUGACAAUGUAUUUCCGGCCGUCUCUGACAUUCCCAGGGUAGUGGAGAGCAUGCGCCAUGCGAACAGUCGCGGUCGCUCCGUGUCGAUUGGCCCGCAGAGUGCUGCUGAUGCGUACGAGACGCUUGCCUAUCGGGAGCGCAGGAGGAAGGAGAGCAUUGGCAGCAACGGCAGCAUCCGGAGCAAGUCGAGCCUCACAGACCUCAAGGAAGGUGCUGCCGCCGCCGCCGCCGGCUCCAACACUUCGGCCAUCAUUGAUGAAGGGCCGGCUGCCAAGACGAGCGGCGUCGAGACGAGGCAGAGCUUGUUGAAGCAGUACGAGAGCAUGAUGGGCGAGGGCGAGGUGCUUGUAUCUCGACCGGGUGAAGACGGAAAGAGGGACGUGUAUGCGCUGCGAGGCGUCGACGGGCUUGACGAAACCGAGAUGUUCUCCAGGCUCGUGAGGCCCCGAGUACGGUACGACGUCGAGGUCGUGACCAAACUGGUCGUCUAUACAGCCCCGGAGCUCACCCGGCCGACCUCUACUCUAAGAGAUGUCGUCCCAGGCACUCUCGGCGCCUGCGCCCAUGGACGUCGCCAGCCCCGAUUCGCCCCCACCCGAGUGCGCUUCGAUGUCGAUCCCCAAGCGAUCGAAGAUGAUGCGAGCGCCGCUGCCACCGUCGACGACAAGGAAGAGCUCGCCGAAAUACAAUGCGCAAAGCCACAGACUCAUCGCAACUCGCCAAAACCUGUUAGCGCGACACCGGCAGCGGAUGCGGACGACUCUGAGUUAAGCGAGCUCGACGAUAACAUCCUCGAUAUUAACAUGUCGGAUGCCCCGAUGCCUGCCCCAGAAGAGCCCCCGUCGAAGAUAUUGGUGAAGUUGUACCGGACCACUGGUCUGGGACGGUCCCCGUGUUCAAGCCGGACAUGCGCCAGUUCAAAGACUUUAAACUCUUCGUAUGCGCCUCAUGCCCUUCUCAUCCUACUCUGCCCCGCUCGUGGUAGGAUGGAGAAAGUCGAUUCGUACGGAAUGAAAUCUGGAAUUAUCAAGAUUAUCCCGCCCGCGGAAUGGAAAGACGCCCAACCGGGUCUCGACGAAAUGGUGAAGCAGAUCCGAGUUCGCGAGCCGAUCAAGCAAGAGAUUAUGGGUUCCGGAGGAGCCUAUCGCCAAGUCAAUUUCCUUCACGGCCGAUCAUACACCCUCCGGCAAUGGAGGGACCUCUGCGAACAGAGCGAACACCAGCCGCCCGCCCGUCGAGGCGAGCGACGAAUGAAUAGGGAACGCCCCAAACCCGCGCCCCGACCGAAACCGGCACCCAAGGUCAAGAAGGAAGACGAGAAUGCCACCCCGACGAAGAAGCGCGGCCGCGGCCGCCCGCCCAAGAAGAAGAACACUAGCCAAAACGACGCGCCCAAGGAAACACCAUCAACGUCUGCUCGUCGCAAGUACAGCCGCCGUGAGGGCUCCGUGAUGAUUGACGAGGAACAUUUCAAGGACUUUGACUACCGGAUGGAUGUGUCCGACUUCACAGCCGAGCGUUGCGAGGAUCUCGAGCGAAUCUACUGGAAGACGCUGACGUACGCGCCUCCCCUCUAUGGCGCUGACCUCAUGGGGACUUUGUUUGAUGAUAGUACGGAAAUAUGGAACUUGAACAAGCUCCCCAACUUACUGGACGUCAUGGGUACAAAGGUACCUGGGGUCAACACUGCAUAUCUCUAUCUGGGUAUGUGGAAGGCUACCUUUGCCUGGCAUCUCGAGGAUGUGGAUCUAUACAGCAUCAACUACCUCCACUUUGGCGCCCCCAAACAGUGGUACAGUAUAUCCCAAGCCGACGCCCGGCGCUUCGAAGCUGCUAUGAGGAGCAUCUGGCCCACCGAAGGGAAGGCUUGCGACCAGUUCCUUCGACACAAGUCCUUCCUCAUAUCGCCCUCUCACCUUCUCAACCACUUUAAUAUCAAAGUCAACAAGUGCGUGUCGUACCCUGGCGAAUUCGUUGUGACCUACCCGUACGGUUACCAUUCUGGGUAUAAUCUAGGUUACAACUGUGCUGAAGCCGUCAACUUUGCACUCGACUCGUGGCUCCCUAUGGGAAAGAUUGCCAAGAAGUGUGAAUGUGCCUUGGCCCAAGACAGCGUUUGGGUCGACGUGUAUGAUAUAGAGAGGAGGCUCCGGGGCGAGGAGACGGAAUACGAGGAGACGGAAGACGAUGAUGACGGGGAAGAAGAUGACGACCCGUCCACCCUCCCCACGCCACCCGACACAACAUCCCCGAUGGUCAAGGCCCGCGGCCGUAAACGGAAGCGAGAGGCGGGCGGGAAGAGGGAACCGAAACCCAAAAAGAUCCGUUUACGCCCCAAGACCAAAGAGGAGCCACCCUGUAUUCUGUGCCCUCACGAUAUUCCAGGAUUGGAGAUUCUGCCAACCGAGACUGGGCAGCAAGCGCAUCGUAUGUGUGCUCUUUAUCUACGAGACACGUACGUCGAGACGGUGGAUGGCGUCGAGAAGGUCAUGAACACAGCUGCUAUCGUCAAGGACCGCAAAGACCUGAGGUCGGCGGGCGUGUUUGUGGAAGAGGGCGAGGUGCCCGUGUUCGGAGAAGACGGGACCGAGUACAAGGAGCAGACCUUCGAGUUUAGCUGUCGUUUCCACAGGACCAAGCGCGAUAGGCGUGUGACCGGUGCUCAGCUUGAGGUGGAUGAGCGCAUCGUCAAAGCGGCCAAAGCCCUCAAGCCCGGCGACAUUUGCCAGGUGCAGUACUUCAAGGGCGAUAUAUUUGCUGGCAUGGUAAUAGAAAAUCGGCAAGAGGAAGAGACACUCUUGCUCAACAUUCUUCCCAAGGGCGAUCGCAUCGAAACCGAAUGGAAGUGGCUCCUUCUCCCCGAUCCCAGCGAUUACCAUCUUCCCAAGGCAUCGGCAAAUGCUAUCCCAAUGCCGUCUUCGCAAAAGGCUAAGCAGAAACUAAAUGUGAAGCGUGCCGUGGACGACGCCCCACGCAAAGAUAUGCCCUUUGUCGAUGGCUAUACCUGGGCGGAGUUUACCGCCUUUGAGCCGCUGGGAUCUACAGGCGUCAAAUCGGAUCUUUCCAAACCGGAAGCACUAUGGCAUUAUCUGGGCGAGACAUCGACCGACGCCAAGGCACAGUAUACCGAAGACGUGGCUCGGCGGCUGCACAACCCCAAGAGCAACUUUUUAGACACGAUUCCCAAACCACCCAAGCCCGUCAAGGUGGCCGCCCCUGCGCCUAGCGCGGCGCCAUCCGGAGCUGGUUCACGAGUUUAUGCGUAUAAGCCCAAGGCUCCCCAGACCAUUGCUGGGGCAAGUGGUGUACCGCAGCACCCUCACCUUUACGCACCCGCCCCCAAGCUGGCGUCGCGCCGGCGCCCCAUGCUCGAGGAGAUGGCCGACUUGUAA
Messenger RNA from Parascedosporium putredinis, 4482 nucleotides. The record is from the annotation of a GenBank genome assembly. Lineage: Eukaryota; Fungi; Ascomycota; Sordariomycetes; Microascales; Microascaceae.